GACCCGCGGGCCGGAAGCGCUCGCUGUCACAAAGGGGCCGCACGUGGGUCCCGACGGCUCGGGCGGCGGGCCCAGGAGCCAGGGUCGCCCGGAGAGCUGCCCACCGUCCCGGCCGCCCGACUCCUCGGUCCCGGCCGCCAGGCCGGUCCAGCUUCGGCCGGCGCCGGCUCCGUCCGCCCCCCCCACCCCCCAGUCUUUGCCGCCAGGCUCGGACCCUGCAGAGCCAUGUCCAUCCUCUACGUCUCCCCGCACCCCGAUGCCUUCCCCAGCCUCCGAGCCCUCAUCGCCGCGCGCUACGGGGAGGCUGGGGAGGGCCCGGGCUGGGGAGGGGCCCACCCGCGCAUCUGUCUUCAGCCGCCUCCGGCGAGCAGGACCCCCUUCCCCCCACCCCGCCUGCCCGCCCUGGAGCAGGGGCCCGGUGGGCUCUGGGUGUGGGGGGCCCCUGCCGUGGCCCAGCUGCUGUGGCCCGCAGGCCUGGGGGGCCCUGGGGGCAGCCGGGCCGCCGUCCUCGUCCAACAGUGGGUCAGCUACGCCGACACGGAGCUAGUACCAGCUGCCUGUGGGGCAACGCUGCCCGCCCUGGGACUGCGCGGCUCCGUCCAGGACCCCCAGGCUGCACUGGGGGCUCUGGGAAGGGCCCUGAGCCCCUUGGAAGAGUGGCUUCGGCAGCACACCUACCUGGCCGGGGAGGCUCCCACUUUGGCUGACCUGGCGGCUGUUACAGCCUUGCUGCUGCCCUUCCGAUAUGUCCUGGAUCCCUGUGUGCGCCGGAUCUGGGGUAAUGUCACUCGCUGGUUCAUCACCUGUGUCCAGCAGCCAGAAUUCCGGGCCGUGCUGGGAGAGGUGGUUCUGUAUUCAGGGGCCAGGCCUCUCUUCCAACAGCCGGGCCCUGAGGUCACUGCACCUCCAAAGACACCUGCUCAACUGAAGAAAGAGGCAAAGAAACGGGAGAAGCUAGAGAAAUUCCAACAGAAGCAGAAGAUCCAACAGCAGCAACCACUGCCCAGGGAGCAGAAGAAGCCAAAACCAGAGAAGAGGGAGAAGCGGGAUCCUGGAGUUAUUACCUAUGAUCUCCCAACCCCACCUGGGGAAAAGAAAGAUAUCAGUGGCACUAUGCCCGACUCCUACAGCCCUCAGUACGUGGAGGCAGCCUGGUACCCAUGGUGGGAGCAGCAGGGCUUCUUUAAGCCAGAGUAUGGACGUUCCAGCGUGUCAGCACCUAACCCACGGGGCGUCUUCAUGAUGUGCAUCCCACCCCCAAACGUGACAGGCUCCCUGCACCUGGGCCACGCGCUCACCAACGCCAUCCAGGAUUCCCUGACCCGAUGGCACCGCAUGCGCGGGGAGACCACCCUGUGGAACCCCGGCUGUGACCACGCAGGCAUUGCCACGCAGGUGGUCGUGGAGAAGAAGCUCUGGCGCGAGCAGGGGCUGACCCGCCACCAGCUGGGCCGCGAGGCCUUUCUGCGGGAGGUCUGGAAGUGGAAGGAGGAGAAAGGGGACCGGAUUUACCAUCAGCUGCGGAAGCUCGGCAGCUCCUUGGAUUGGGAUCGAGCCUGUUUCACCAUGGACCCCAAACUGUCCGUGGCUGUGACAGAGGCCUUUGUCCGGCUCCACGAGGAAGGCAUCAUCUACCGCAGUACCCGCCUCGUCAACUGGUCCUGCACCCUCAACUCUGCCAUCUCCGACAUCGAGGUGGACAAGAAGGAGCUGACGGGUCGCACCCUGCUCUCCGUGCCUGGCUACAAGGAGAAGGUGGAGUUUGGGGUCCUCAUCUCCUUUGCUUACAAGGUCCAAGGCUCAGAGAGCGAUGAGGAGGUGGUGGUGGCGACAACUCGGAUCGAGACAAUGCUGGGAGAUGUGGCCGUAGCUGUGCACCCCAAAGAUCCCAGAUACCAGCACCUGAAGGGGAGGAGCGUGGUCCACCCGUUCCUGUCUCGCAGCCUCCCCGUGGUCUUCGAUGAUUUCGUGGACAUGGAGUUCGGCACAGGUGCGGUGAAGAUCACCCCUGCACAUGACCAGAACGACUACGAGGUCGGGCGGAGGCACGGGCUGGAGGCCAUCAGCAUCAUGGACUCCCGGGGGGCCCUGGUCAAUGUGCCCCCCCCUUUCCUGGGCCUGCCCAGGUUUGAGGCCCGGAAGGCGGUGCUGGCGGCGUUGAAGGAGCGGGGCCUGUUCCGUGGCAUCCAGGACAACCCCAUGGUGGUGCCGCUUUGCAACCGGUCCAAGGACGUGGUGGAGCCCCUGCUGCGGCCGCAGUGGUACGUGCGCUGCGGGGAGAUGGCCCGGGCGGCCAGUGCAGCCGUGGCUCGGGGCGACCUCCGCAUCCUGCCUGAGGCCCACCAGCGGACAUGGCACGCCUGGAUGGACAAUAUCCGGGACUGGUGCAUCUCCCGGCAGCUGUGGUGGGGCCAUCGCAUCCCAGCCUACUUCGUCACUGUCCGCGACCCAGCCGUUCCCCCCGGGGAGGAUCCCGACGGGCGGUACUGGGUGAGUGGGCGCAGCGAGGCCGAGGCCCGUGAGAAGGCAGCCAAGGAGUUUGGAGUGUCCCCUGACAAGAUCAGCCUCCAGCAAGAUGAGGACGUAUUGGAUACCUGGUUUUCCUCUGGCCUCUUCCCCUUCUCCAUCUUGGGCUGGCCCAACCAGUCAGAGGACCUGAGUGUGUUCUACCCGGGGACCCUGCUGGAGACGGGCCACGACAUCCUCUUCUUCUGGGUGGCCAGGAUGGUCAUGCUGGGCCUGCAGCUCACCGGCAGGCUGCCCUUCCGAGAGGUCUACCUGCACGCCAUCGUGCGCGAUGCCCAUGGCCGGAAGAUGAGCAAGUCUCUGGGCAAUGUCAUCGACCCCCUGGAUGUCAUCCACGGAGUCUCCCUGCAGGGCCUCCACGACCAGUUGCUGAACAGCAACCUGGAUCCCAGUGAGGUGGAGAGGGCUAAAGAAGGGCAGAAGGCAGACUUCCCGGCAGGGAUUCCUGAGUGCGGCACCGAUGCCCUCCGGUUUGGACUGUGCGCCUACACAUCCCAGGGGCGUGACAUCAACCUGGACGUGAACCGGAUCCUGGGCUACCGCCACUUCUGCAACAAGCUCUGGAACGCCACCAAGUUUGCCCUUCGUGGCCUGGGCAAGGGUUUCGUGCCCUCGGCCACCUCCGAGCCGGGAGCCCACGAGAGCCUGGUGGACCCUGGAGCUUGA
Myotis lucifugus (little brown bat) is the source of this 3192-nucleotide messenger RNA. RefSeq names its product valyl-tRNA synthetase (gene VARS1). Gene Ontology annotation, molecular function: ATP binding; valine-tRNA ligase activity; aminoacyl-tRNA deacylase activity. Bases 226 to 3192 code for a protein of 988 amino acids. Lineage: Eukaryota; Metazoa; Chordata; Mammalia; Chiroptera; Vespertilionidae. The record is from RefSeq and is a predicted model, not a curated record. Gene Ontology annotation, cellular component: cytosol. Gene Ontology annotation, biological process: valyl-tRNA aminoacylation. The transcript has 27 exons.